This is a messenger RNA of Erythranthe guttata (spotted monkey flower), 1000 nucleotides long. RefSeq names its product ethylene-response factor C3. Gene Ontology annotation, biological process: ethylene-activated signaling pathway; regulation of DNA-templated transcription. Lineage: Eukaryota; Viridiplantae; Streptophyta; Magnoliopsida; Lamiales; Phrymaceae. The record is from RefSeq and is a predicted model, not a curated record. Gene Ontology annotation, molecular function: DNA binding; DNA-binding transcription factor activity.
AAAAAAAAAACCGAUGGACGACGAAGGGCCGAGCAACAGAUCGGAGAAGGGCUCCGGCCGGGAGAAAGACGCCGGAGAAAUCAAGUACAGGGGCGUAAGGAAGCGGCCGUGGGGGAAGUACGCGGCGGAGAUACGCGACACCGGGCGGCAAGGCGCCCGCGUCUGGCUGGGGACGUUCGGCACGGCGGAGGAGGCGGCGAGGGCAUACGACAGGGCGGCGUACUCCAUGAAAGGCCAUCUGGCGAUCCUUAACUUCCCCGAGGAGUACAACUUGCCCAGCAGCUCCUCCCAUUUCUCCACGCCGGGUGAUCACAUGCACGGCGGCGGCGGCGGCGGGAGGGAGGUUUUUGAGUUCGAGUACUACGACGAUAAGUUGUUGGAAGAACUACUUGACGAUAAACAAAUGGAAUUCAAUUUCUCCUCCGAUAAUUCCUCCUUCAAUUCGUCGGAAUCAUCAUUCCGACCGUCACGGGAAUGGGAUUCCCUUCCUUUUAACGAGGACGAUUCGCAAGAAAUGCUCCUUUUCGGGGUCUUGGCGGAGGGAGAAAACCUACAACAACCCAAGGAAAACGACGAAGUGAAUUCCUCCUCGCCGGAAGAGACUAAGUCGUACCGCGGCGUGAGGCGGCGGCCGUGGGGGAAGUUCGCGGCGGAGAUAAGGGAUUCCACUCGAAACGGCGUAAGGGUGUGGCUGGGGACUUUCGACACGGCCGAGGCCGCCGCUCUAGCGUACGACCAAGCCGCCUUCGCUAUGCGGGGACAGGCAGCGGUCCUCAACUUUCCGGUGGAGAGGGUGCGGGAGUCUCUGAGGGAGAUAAGGGAUUGCAUUAAUGAGGAGGAGGGGUGUUCGCCGGUGAUGGCUUUGAAGAGAAAACAUUCCAUGAGGCGGCGGAGCUCCGGCGGUAGGAAGGGGAAAGUGGCGGAGGAUGUGGUGGUGUUUCAAGACUUGGGUGCUGAUUACUUGGAAGAGCUUUUGAGUUGUUCCGCUGUGAAAAGCUAG